UGAAGGCCCAGUCCCGUCUCUCUAGUAUGAGUACUCUCUAUCUCGUCUCGCCGUUUCCCCCCAACACCGCCCUUCGUUCCUUCGUGUAACUCUCACUCCGCUCCGGACAUGGCAAAAAAGACCCCCAGCCCUCCGCCGAGGGCAAGAUCUCGCCGGGGCGCGGCGCCGCCGUCGCCAACCCCAGCCGCUGCUCUGAGCCCUCCCUUCUCCCCUGCCCCGUUGCGCACCCGCCUUGGCGCUGCUGCUGCUGCUGCGGCGGCGGCGGCCGCCGCCGCCGCCGCCGCCUCCUCAUCCCCCGUCGAGCACCCAUGCGUCACGCUGUGGGAAUGGUGGCCGGUGAUGGUGGAAGGGGAGGAGCGGAAGCUCGCGGUUUCCGGCUUCACUGAAAGGAAUGACGCAUUCACUUCUGCACCCAUAGCACAUCGUUAUGAGCCUCUCACGCUCCAGGAUGAAGGUGGGGUUGUGGUGCUCCUUCAUGGUUCAAUUAACUUAUUGCGAAUGCGUGAAAAUGGAUUUUCUGUGCAGAUAUGCGAACAAUUCAUGAUUGGAUUUCCGUCCUGGUGGGAGACUUGGGAUUCACACAUGGGGUCUUACCCAAACUGUUUUAUUGAUCCACGAGAGGGUUCAGCUCAGUUUUACCUGGAGAAAUUCCAGCUAGGCAAUUUUAUUCAAAAGUUUGGACCCUUGUUCAUCGAGGACCUUCUUAAUAAUACUAAAAAUUUCCCAAUCGACCAUCUCGAUGCAUUCACAGAGAGUUCAAGAUUCCAGGAAUACAACUGUGGAAAUGAUGCUUCAACCAAGGAAAAUUCUGCUGCUUCAGAUGAUGCCAGACCCGCAACUGUAGCUAAUGUGGAAAUAGGCUUGACUGCGAGCAGCAUUUCACAGGAAAGAGAUCAUGUGGACAUUGAGUGUAAUGUAUCUCUUGCUUCUGCAGAAACAUAUACUGGUGAUGAAACUUGCAAAGAGGCAGGAAAUCAGAAUGACACUAUGCAUCCAGAUGCAAGGGAAGACGAUGCUGGUAGCCAUCUUUUCAACUCCGAUUGGACUUGCACUAUGUUCCCUGAUCAUAUGCCCAAUGACUCGGAAGGUGGAAAUGCCACCAGUGCUGAAAAUACCACCAUGUCCCCUGAUAAUAUGCCCAAUGACUCGGAAGGUGGAAAUGUCACCAGUGCUAAAAAUGCCACCAUGUCUCCUGAUCAUAUGUCCCCUGAUAAUAUGCCCAAUGACUCGGAAGGUGGAAAUGCCCCCAGUGCUGAAAACUCAGUAGAACUGCUGGCUAAAUAUCAUUUAGCCAUAGUACCGCCUGAAAGUGCUAAUUGCUGCUCAGAGAUUCCUGGUGCUUCUCAAAGUGUUGAACCCUCAAGUUAUGAAAGUACUCCAGUGGCCUCAUUGAAGAACCAACACUGCUUGGAAACAACUGAGCACAUCACAUUGACUCAGAAGGCAGUAUCAAAUGAAGAUACACCAUCUUCAAUUCACUCAGAUGUGCAAUCUCAGGAAAAACAGACUGUAGGUUCAGCAGAGAAGCGAAGAUCUGCAAAGCAAGUGUUGGAGCGUCCUACUAGAUCGCCAAUGACCAGAACUUCAGCUCCAUAUGGGCAUAAAUCUCGGCUUACUCGUUCUAGGGCCCAGUCAUUAUCUAUUUCCACACCUGAGUGUCUCAAAAUGAGAAGAACCAAAUCAGAAUGGGUUGAUUUCAGGCGUCGCUCCUGUGGAUGGGAAGAAGUCAGCGAGACCUGCAAGGAAGACAAGGGGGCGUCUCUGAGUGACCUCUUGGACUGUCCAGAAGCUAACAACCUGGAAUUUCGACAUGGAAGUCCCAAGGCUCCAGCACCAGCACCAAGCGGUCGGCGACAGUAUAAGAUCCACUUGUUUGUACGGUGGACCAUCUCUGCUGGAUAUUUGCUGAUUAGGACCUUGUAACAGCAGAUGUGGGCAGCUUUUAUUUCCAUUUUGUGUGUCCCAUGCCCUAACUAACUAAAUCUUACUGGAGUGCCACAAACAUGGCAUAUCUUGCUCUUAACUAGUAAAUCUUACUGGAGUGCUGCAAAA
Triticum dicoccoides is the source of this 2052-nucleotide messenger RNA. RefSeq lists its product as uncharacterized. The record is from RefSeq and is a predicted model, not a curated record. Bases 109 to 1923 code for a protein of 604 amino acids. NCBI's taxonomy places the organism in Eukaryota, Viridiplantae, Streptophyta, Magnoliopsida, Poales, Poaceae. The transcript has 9 exons.